Exaiptasia diaphana is the source of this 626-nucleotide messenger RNA. RefSeq lists its product as uncharacterized. The record is from RefSeq and is a predicted model, not a curated record. The coding region runs from base 32 to 352 and encodes 106 amino acids. The transcript has 5 exons. NCBI's taxonomy places the organism in Eukaryota, Metazoa, Cnidaria, Anthozoa, Actiniaria, Aiptasiidae. Gene Ontology annotation, cellular component: BORC complex.
CAGCCGUGAUAGCCUGGGGUCCAGUUUCAAGAUGGCGGAAGGUCGAGCAAGAGUGAACAGAGAAUUUCGCGAUCGGCUGACAGAAAGAGUCCAUGCAAACCUUCUUGAAGCAGGAAAACUAGCUCAGCAGCUUACUAAAAGCUCACGGUCCCAUGAGAUUUUAAGUCAAAGCACAAAGCAUUUUGUCAGCCAAGAAGCGUCACUUAUGAAUACAACCGAGAAAGUUCAACAUAUGCAUCAAUUGACAGAUCAAAUGAAAUUACAGCAAAGGGAUAUACAACAAUGCUUGCAGGGCGUUGAGUUUAUAAAGAAACAGCUGGACUAUGUGUGGGUUGAAGUGCCAAGGAUGUGAUUAUCUUUAGACAACAUAUGAACAGAUCACAGAUUGUUUACCAAAGCAAAGCUAUGAUAAGAGURAAAUGCCAUUGUACCAACAGAGCACAUGAAAAUAGAAUUAAAGUGUGCCUUGAAUGGACUAGUCUCCAAAAUGAGAAAUAGAUGACAGAGAAAUGCAAAGAUGAGAAAYGAAAUAGGAAUGUAAAGUAUGAAAUAAAACGUGAAGUACAAACAUAAAAAUAAAUGGAACUUAGUGAAUGUAAAAAGUGUAAAUAAAGUACAAAAAGUAA